AAAAAAAUAAAUCCACAAGAAAUUAUAGUGGCUGAGAUUGCUUCACAGUCUCUCUUCCUCAGACACAAACUCUGGCUCUCUCUCUCUCUUGUUUUAGGUCUCGCCUUCUUACUCUUUUGCUUUUGUCUUCGCUUCUGCUCUGUUCUCUAUCUUUCUCCCUCUCUUUCCGCCAUCGUUUCCUCAGAGUCUAAGCGUAUAGAAUUUGUGAGAUUCAAUUUCAGUAUCAAUUGUUCAGGCGCCGAUCUACCAUUGCGUUUAACGCCAUGCUUUCCGCUCACUCGCCGAUGAAUUGAGUCCAUGCAGGAUCGGGGAAGAGAUCCGACCAGACAGAAUUUUCGUCCGUCAUGCCUUUUGCGGAAGUUUUCUCGGCAACCAAACGGAGGAUACCGGGUUUUAUAGAAGGUUUUGGCGUCCUACGAUUCGUUUUGGUGAGGAUUCUGAAUAAGGAAUUUUCUUUGUAGUGGAUUUCUUACAGUUGUUUCGGAUUCAGAGAAGCGUCUCUUUCUUACGGUGGAUUCAGAAAAAUAUCGAUAGAAUUUUAUUUCUCUUUUCUUAUAGGUGCAUGUAAAUUUGGAAUGCUUAUUAUUGAUGUUAGAAAACAGAGACGGAUCUCUACCGAUUCUCUUUGCUUUCUGUAUUUUGCAGUAGCAUUACUUUAUCAGGUUUCAUUGACAAAGACGGCUAGGCUAUUUGUAGUAUUCAAGACAUCAAGAGAUGAAAGGAGGUUGUCAUAUUCCUCGUUCGUCACGCUCCAUAAUCUGAAGCAGCGGAAGCUGCCUAGGUUCGGUAAUCUGAAGCAGCGGAAGCUGCCUAGGUUCGGUAAUGGACAUAUAUUCCUCUGGAGAGGACUUGAUUAUCAAGUUAUGAAUCUUGGUCAACAUCAGACAAGGAAACCGUAUACUAUUACCAAGCAGCGGGAGCGAUGGACAGAGGAGGAGCAUAAUAGGUUUCUGGAGGCCUUGAAGCUUUAUGGGCGAGCUUGGCAACGUAUAGAAGAACAUAUAGGAACAAAGACUGCUGUGCAAAUCAGAAGUCAUGCACAAAAAUUCUUUUCAAAGUUGGAAAAGGAGGCUCUUGUUAAGGGAGUGCCAAUAGGUCAAGCUAUAGACAUAGAAAUUCCUCCUCCACGGCCUAAAAGGAAACCAAGCAAUCCUUAUCCUCGAAAAACUGGUGUGGCUGCUCCUACUUUGCAAGCUGGAACGAAGGAUGGGAAAUUAUUAGCAUCAGUUUCUUCUUCGCAUCCUGGUAAACAAAUACUGGACUUGGAGAAAGAGCCGCUUCCAGAGAGACCCAGUGGAGAUGAAAAGCCAGGCAAUGAAAAUGAAAACCAGGAUGAGGACAACUGCUCAGAAGUUUUUACCCUUUUCCAGGAGGCUCCUUGUACAUCUAUGUCUUCAGCAAACAAAAACUCUAUACCAACACCAGUGCCACUCAGAAAUUCACGCACUUUUCGGGAGUUUGUGCCAUUAAUGAAAGAGGGAAGUAACCAGGAUGAAACAAAUGAAUCUUACAUCACUGUUGAGCCCAAAGGAAAUCAGAAGUUGGAUAAACCUGAUUCCAGGCAAAAAGCACAGGAUAGUGGCAUGAGUAAAGCCUCAAACUUGGAGAAUUCUCACCCUUCACAUGAGAAAUUGGUUCAAGCUGAGAAAACUGAUGAACCAAGCCAGUCUGAAAAUUUUGGUUCACAGCCGAAAAAUGAGAUGCAAGCAGCUCAGAACUUCCCAAGACAUGUCCCUGUGCACGUUCUAGAUGGUAGCCUAGGAACGUGUACUCAGGCACCUUCCUCGGAAAUGACGUAUGGAGAAUCCUUAGUUCACCAAAUGGGAAUUCAUGGACACCCAAACUUGUUCCAGAAUCCUGCUGCAUCUGCAACUACCGAACAUCAAAAUAACGGGUCAAGAUCUUCCAUUCAUCAGUCAUUUCCCACUUUCCAUACUCCCUUUGGCCCAAUCCGCAGCAACCAAGAUGACUACCGAUCAUUUCUCCAAAUUUCCUCUACUUUUUCGAGUCUUAUUGUAUCAACUCUGCUACAAAAUCCAGCAGCCCAUGCUGCAGCAAGCUUUGCUGCUACCUUUUGGCCCUGCUCAAAUAUGGAAGCAUCUGCAGAUUCUCCUUCAGGCACUAUUGGAGGUUUCCCAGCAAGGCAAAUAAACGCAGCUCCAAGUAUGGCAGCAAUUGCUGCAGCCACUGUAGCUGCUGCAACUGCAUGGUGGGCAGCCCAUGGAGUGCUUCCCUUGUGUGCUCCUCUUCACACUGGCUUUACCUGUGCUCCUGCAUCUGUAACCUCAGUUCCACCAACAAAUACAGGUCAAGCUCCAGCAGCCAACACAGAGAGAAGAGAAAACACUCCUCAAGAUCAACAACUGGACCUAGAAUGCUCUGAAGCUUUGCAAGCACAACAUUCAGCAUCUAAAUCACCAGCCAUGUCAUCUUCAGACUCUGAGGAGAGUGGAGGUGCAAAGCCAAAUACUGAGUCAACUGCUCCUGAUAAAGAGAAAAACACUACAGCAGUAACUGAGCUCAAUGAUUCGACCAAGAUGAAGAGUAGAAAACUGGUGGACCGUUCCUCGUGUGGUUCCAACACUCCUUCUAGCAGUGAAGUAGAGACAGAUGCAUUAGAGAAGCAUGAGAAUGGCGAGGAAGAGUGCAAAGAUGCUGAUGUAAAUCAGGCAGCUGGUGAGGCUAACAAUCGCCGUUGUAGAAGCACCAGCAUCCUUAAUGAAUCCUGGAAGGAGGUCUCUGAAGAGGGUCGGCUGGCCUUCCGAGCACUCUUCAGCCGAGAAGUAUUGCCACAGAGCUUUUCUCCUCCACAUGAUUUGAAGAAUAAGGGGCUCCAGAAUAAGGAUUUCAAAGAGAAUAAGCAGGGUGGAGACGAGAAACAUGAAAAUGCCUUGCAGUUAGACCUCAACAGCAAGGCAUGGGGACCUUGUUCCAGUCACCAAGAUGUGGAGAAAAAUGGAUUGAUGGAAAAUGACAACAGAGAAGAAGGGCUGCUCACAAUAGGGCUUGGGUAUGGAAAGAUUAAAGGUCGUAGAACAGGAUUUAAACCCUACAAAAGGUGUUCAGUAGAGGCCAUUGAUAGCAGGGUCACAAACUGCUGCAGCCAAGGUGAGGAAAAAGGCCCCAAGAGGAUACGCCUGGAAGGGGACGCUUCAACCUGAUAUUUCAUAAUGCAUGCAAAUUUAAACGGAGGAAACCUUCGUAGCUUGCAUUCAAUUUCUAAUUUUUCCCCUUCCCCUUGCAUAUUAUCAUUUUCUGUUUAAUUUCUAGUCAUGAAAGCUCACGAAACUGUCGUGUAGUUGUGUGUACCAUAUAUAUGUCUACAUUUGAUUUAUGUCCCACUGCCUUGAACCUGUCAGACUUUGAUGCAGUUAUAACUCCUUUAAA
Vitis riparia (riverbank grape) is the source of this 3387-nucleotide messenger RNA. RefSeq names its product protein LHY-like. The transcript has 8 exons. Gene Ontology annotation, molecular function: DNA binding. The record is from RefSeq and is a predicted model, not a curated record. NCBI's taxonomy places the organism in Eukaryota, Viridiplantae, Streptophyta, Magnoliopsida, Vitales, Vitaceae. The coding region runs from base 576 to 3161 and encodes 861 amino acids.